AUGGGUGCGGCGGGCGGGCCGGGGCGGGCGGGAGUGGCGCUGGGUCUGGCGCUGGGUUCUGCGGGACUGGUGCUGGUGCUGGCGCUGGCGGCGUGGCGGAGGCGGCGGCGGCCGAUGCGGGAGGUGCUUUUCUUCCCCUCGCUGCCCAGCUGCACCGAGGGGCUCCUGGCCCAGGCGGCGGGGCCCGAGGCGGCGGCCCGGCCCUGCCCCUGCCCGCUGCCGCAGCGGGACUGCUCCCUCAGCCGCCUCCUGCGGCUCCUGCUCUCCGCCCGCCGCUCCCUCGAUCUCUGCCUCUUCUCCUUCUCCAACCCGCAGCUGGGCCGAGCCGUUCAGCUCCUCCACCGCCGCGGUGUCCGCGUCCGCGUUAUCACCGACGAGCAGUACAUGGGGCUGCGGGGCUCCCAGAUCGGGUUCCUCCGGCACGCCGGGAUCCAGGUGCGCCAUGACCAGGACACAGGUUACAUGCACCACAAAUUUGCUAUUGUGGACCAGAGGAUUCUCAUCACAGGCUCCCUCAACUGGACCACCCAAGCUAUCCAGAACAACCGGGAGAACUUGCUGGUCAUGGAAGAUGCUGAGUAUGUGAAGCCUUUUCUGGAUGAGUUUGAAAGGAUUUGGGAAGAGUACAAUCCCAUCAACUACAAAUUUUUUUCCAGAGAUAGUAAAUGAUUGAGCUGCCCCACAGGGCUGGUAGAACACUUAACAGCAGCAUUCAUGGACAUGUGUAGAAGUGGUCGAAUUGUCCAUCUGGGUGUAAUUUAGACAAGCUCUUCUGGAGAAGCAAAAUGCUCUCUACCCCAGAGUGCCACAGGUCCUGUGCCGUGGGUCAUUCCCAUGCUAGAGGGAAUAACCCACCUGUUUGGUGACUUUGUUUUGUGGGGGCAGCUGUGAUAGGACUGGAUUCCUAGAUCUUUAAACAAUGGGCAGGCUCGUUGCAGUGUCCUGAUGCAGAUGAGAUACAUUUAUGGUGGGUGUUCAGUGGAGAAACAGAUGUUUUCCCAACUUGGGAUAGUGCAGAAUGGAAUUGCAGCCCCCUGACUCCUUUCCAUCUGUGAGCCUUAAAAGCUAAGAGAUACAGCAAAGCUACAGUGUGUAUAGAGAGACUCAGACCCUUAGUUAUGGUUCUUGUUGGCAUUAAUUGUUGAAAGUUUGCAAAAGGAAAUAAGAAGGCAGAUGUUUUGGUUGUGUACAUAGUUCCUUUUGUUGAAGAGAAGCAGAUUUCCAGCAUGAGCACAGACACUAAUGACAGCUCAUCUUCCAGCUAGCAGGAGUAGGGAAGUCUGGAAAAUGAGAGAAACUGUUCUUUGGGAUCAGUUGGUCUUAUCUAGAGAGCAGAAUGGCCAAGUCACCAACUUCAGAGUGCAGUGGUGGAAGGAAACCCCAGUUCCCAGUCCUGGUUUGGUGGCUGCCUGUGUUGGCAGCAGUGGGGU
Molecule: messenger RNA, 1430 nt
Organism: Calypte anna (Anna's hummingbird)
Lineage: Eukaryota; Metazoa; Chordata; Aves; Apodiformes; Trochilidae
Gene: PLD6
Product: phospholipase D family member 6
Exons: 2
Coding region: 1-669 (222 amino acids)
Biological process (GO): piRNA processing
Cellular component (GO): mitochondrion
Molecular function (GO): RNA endonuclease activity producing 5'-phosphomonoesters, hydrolytic mechanism
Source: RefSeq, a predicted model, not a curated record